UUUCAUUGCAACUUUUUUUGGUGCUGUAACAUGUUUCAAUGGAGCCCAUCCAAGUCAGCUGGAGUUCCAGUGCGCAGACUCCAGCGCAACAUCUGGCAAGCCCCCUUCCUCCUCUGCCCCCUUCGCUGUGGCUGCGAGAGGAGCCGAAAAUGUCUUUUAUUCACGUGGACGAGAAUUCAGACUUUCCCCUGCAGAAUCUGCCCUAUGGGAUUUUUUCCACAAAGGACAAUGCAUAGAAUUGGAGUAGCCAUUGGCAACCAAGUUCUGGAUCUCAGUGCUGUUAAGCACUUGUUUGAUGGACCAGUCCUUUCGAAGCAUCACCACAUCUUUGACCAGCCAACGCUGAACCAGUUCAUGGGACUGGGCUGGGAUGCUUGGAGGGAAGCCAGGGUGUUUCUCCAAAAGCUGCUGUCUGCCAAUGAGCCGAUCCUGAGAGACAAUGUGGAAUUACGCAAAAGGGUGUUCGUCCCUCAGGCUUCCGCCAUCAUGCACCUUCCUGCUGAGAUCGGAGACUACACAGACUUCUAUUCCUCCUGGCAACACGCUACCAACGUUGGGAUCAUGUUCAGAGGGAAGGAGAAUGCGUUGAUGCCUAACUGGUUGCACUUACCCGUCGGCUAUCAUGGCCGUGCGUCUUCCGUUGUCGUAUCUGGGACCCCGAUUCGGAGGCCAUCAGGGCAGAUGAGACCUGACGAUGCUCAGCCUCCAGUGUUUGGUGCCUGCAGGCUUCUGGAUAUGGAGUUAGAAAUGGCAUUUUUUGUGGGCCCUGGAAACAAGCUCGGGGAGGCCGUUCCCAUCCACGAAGCUCAUAAACAUAUCUUUGGGAUGGUUCUAAUGAACGACUGGAGUGCUCGUGACAUCCAGAAGUGGGAAUAUGUUCCGCUGGGCCCGUUUUUGGGCAAGAGCUUUGGCACGACCAUCUCUCCAUGGGUGGUCACGAUGGAAGCUCUGCAGCCGUUUGCUCUGCCAAACCCCAUCCAGGAUCCCAAACCUCUGCCCUACCUCUGUGAUGAGCAGCCUUACACAUUUGAUAUCAACCUCUUCGUUUCUGUCAAAGGAGAGGGGAUGAGCAAGCCGGCAACUAUCUGCCACUCAAACUUUAAGCACAUGUACUGGACCAUGAAACAGCAGUUAGCUCACCACACCGUUAACGGCUGCAACAUCAGGCCCGGAGACCUCCUGGCAUCUGGGACCAUCAGCGGACCAGAUCCCGAGAACUUUGGCUCCAUGUUGGAGUUGUCUUGGAAGGGAACAAAGACGGUUGACCUUGGGAACGGCCAGUCCCGUAAAUUCCUGCAAGAUGGAGAUGAAGUCGUUAUAACAGGCUACUGCCAAGGAAAGGGCUAUCGAGUUGGCUUCGGGGAAUGUUCCGGAAAAGUUCUCCCAGCCAGACUGAUCUGAGUAUCUUCUUUUAAGGCCAACAGAAAAAAAAGAGGAAGGAGAAUCCCUUUCUUAGAGUUUUCUUCCAGUUUCUGACCUUACAAAAGAAUGUUGGGCUUUUCCCUCUCUGUUAUAAACUUUUAACCCAC
Sphaerodactylus townsendi is the source of this 1529-nucleotide messenger RNA. RefSeq names its product fumarylacetoacetate hydrolase (gene FAH). The record is from RefSeq and is a predicted model, not a curated record. Gene Ontology annotation, molecular function: fumarylacetoacetase activity. Lineage: Eukaryota; Metazoa; Chordata; Lepidosauria; Squamata; Sphaerodactylidae. Gene Ontology annotation, biological process: L-tyrosine catabolic process; homogentisate catabolic process; L-phenylalanine catabolic process. Bases 31 to 1401 code for a protein of 456 amino acids. The transcript is spliced from 14 exons.